Molecule: messenger RNA, 2127 nt
Organism: Tetrahymena thermophila SB210
Lineage: Eukaryota; Ciliophora; Oligohymenophorea; Hymenostomatida; Tetrahymenidae
Exons: 1
Biological process (GO): reciprocal meiotic recombination
Cellular component (GO): nucleus
Molecular function (GO): double-stranded DNA binding
Source: RefSeq, a predicted model, not a curated record
AUGGAAUUCAAAGUCCUUUAAUAGUAACACAAUUUUCUUGAAAAAUUGGAUAUAUUUGGAAUAGGAAUAAAUAUUAGGUUUAAUAAAGAAGCUAAUCACAAAACUAAAAUUGGUGGAUUAGUAACUCUUUGUUUAAUUGGUAUUUUAACAUAUCAAAUUAAGCUAAUUAUUGAUUAACUUUAUGACUAUACUCAUCCUUAUGUUCUUUUUGAGUAGAAAUUUACUUCAGAACCAUCACGUUAUAACUUGACUUCAGACAAAUUCAUCUUAACUUUUGGCUUACAAAAUUCUACUUCUCAGCAUUAUAUUGAUCCUACAAUUUAUAAUGCUACUCUUUUGAUAAAAUAAACUAUAAAAACUAAAAAUGAAGCUACUGGGUUAUUCGUAGCUAGUACAACAAUAAGAACAGUAAAAACAGAGCCAUGCAGGAUAGAUCAUUUCAAUAUUCCUGAAGUUAAUAACUAUUUUAUUUCAUUAAGCUACAAAAAUAUGUAUUGUAUUAGUAAAGAAGAAACGGAUUUGUAUCUUUAAGGAUAAUUCGAUGCUCAGCACUAUUCAACUUUAGAGCUUAAAGUAACUUCUUGCUCAGGCAGCAAUUGCAACCCUAAUAUGAAUCAACUUCUUGAAUAUUGUAGGUUGGCUAUCUACUACGUAGAUUAUUCUGUUAUUCCUUCAGAUAAAUCAAAACCUUUCUAACCACUUGGAAGGCAAUCUUUUUGGAUCUCUGGACCAGAGUUUACAAAAUAAACAAAUAUUAAUUUUAGGAACACUUACUUGAAUUCUGAUUAUGGUUUAAUGGGAACUGAUAUAUAGACGACGAAUGCGUUGACACUAAGCGGUGAUAGAGAAUAGGUUUCGCCUAAAUCAGGAAAUCUCCUCUAUGAUUGUUAUAUUUCAUUUGAAAAAAAUGUAGAUAAUAUAUACAACAGAUCUUAUCAAAAGCUUGAUAAAUCACUAUCUUAGCUUGGUGGUAUAUUUAAUAUAUUUUUUACAGUGGGAGCUAUAAUUUGCAGGCCUUUAUCUCAAAUAGAAUUAGAUUUAAAGCUAAUAAAUAGAUUAUUUAAUUUUGAAGACCCAAAUGAUUAAUCAGAUAAGAAAAAAUAAGAUAAAAAAAGAAAUUCAAAAGACAGUGAAAAAAAAGAAGAAAUUUAUACCCAAGCAGCUGAUUAAAUUUUGAUUUCAAAAGAAGAUCAAUAAAAAACGUUAUUCAAAUAUGAAUUAUAGAAAUCAUUAAAUUAAAAGUCCUAAAUUUCUUCUGUGUAAAAAAGUGAAGGUGAUGAAUUAAAUGUUUUUUAAAGUAGACCUUUAUAUAAAUUAGAAAGACCAAAUCCAACAACAAUGAGAGAAACUUACAGAGAGAAAUUAAAAGCUUUAAAAAAAGGAGAAAAUAAAGAUAAUAACAAAAAGAGCAAGAAAGAUAUAUAAAAGGAGGCGAAUGAGCUUAAUAGCUUUUUUAGCUUUUCUAAAAAUAAAAUUUCAUUCUAAGGUUGGGAAUAUUAUGCGAAUUUCUUUAAAUUUUCAAAACUAUGUAAACGGAAAAGGUAUGAACUCCUUUAAAAAGGUGUAGAUAAAUUAUAUAAUUAAAUUGAUAUUUUUUACCUUGUUUAAAAGCUUCUAGAGGUUGAAAAAUUGAAGCGACUUUUACUUAACGAAAAUUAAAUUAAGUUAUUUGAAUUUAUUCCAAAACCUGUUUUAACUCUUGAUGAAUAAAAAUCAAAUAACCCAUCAGAUAAAAUUGGGUUACUUUAUGAAGAUGAAAAAGAUAUAAUGCAGAAAACAAGCGAAGUCUAAGAGGCUUUCUAGUAAAUAAUAAACUCAAAAACAAAACCUUCUAAAAUAGACAUAAGGAUUUUAGAGCUCUUAGAUCCUCAAUUCAAAUAAUUGCUUUCAGAUUUAGUCGAUAUAUAGGGUGAAUCAACUAACUUAAGGUAAACUCCUAUAUUAGAACCAUAAUAAAAGAGUAUCUUUGAAAAACAAGACUUUAUAUUAGAUGAUUUGUAAGUACCACUUGAGGAACAAAGUUAGGAAUAAAAACCAUAAUAUUUUAAUUUUACUCCAAGCAAAACACUGGGUAGUAUAUAUUCAAGUUAAAAAAAAGAAGGCUUACCUAACAUGUACCCAAUUUGA